UCAACUGUUCCGUGCGAAAGUUUCCUAUGCAGAAUCUAGAAAGGAAACUUCACAAACACGAUUUGGAAUGAUUAAAGCGAAGUCUUUGCGUUCCAUUUCGUUGGUUUCUCACCUUCUUGUAAAUUCGUAGGUAUCAUCUUCAGUCUUCACAAUCGAACACUUCCAACAACCCUUUUAGUAAAGGCCUAUAGUGAUAGAUCCAAGCAUCAAAGGCAGAGCAAGUUCAUUUCUCUGUUCUGCAAAGUCCACACACAAAGAACACAAGUCUUUUGAAGCCAUGGAUAAGAAAGUAGACUGGUCUGAACUUCCCAUAGAGCUAUGGCCCAAGAUCGGAAAAUCUCUCGAGAAUAACAUAGAUGUUCUCAGAUUUCGCAGUGUCUGUGAGUCCUUUAGAUCUUCUAUCCCUCCCUCUCAUCCAAAUUCUCCUUCUUUUCCUUUGCAAAUACCUCACCCCAUGAACCCCUCCAUAGAAACCUACCUCAACCAAGCAACCAUUUAUCGUAUUGAACCAAGUCAUGGAAACUCUCUCUCCUGUUUGGAGCCUUUAGCAGUUUCAUCUUCUUCCAAAGGGUGGUUGAUUAAGGUUGAAGAAUUGAAGAAUCAUCCUUUGACUUUGCUGAGUCCAAUAUCUGACCGCAAAAUCUUGCACCCUCGUAGCACUUCUCCUAUGUUGUGGAACUUGUUGGACUAUCGGGUCAUUGAGAUAUGCAAAUCAUAUACUAUUCAAAACACUGUACGUUCCUUUGUUGCUGCAAACAAAGUUGUGUUCUUUCCUAACUCUCCUUGGAUUGGUGUUGAGGAUUCAGUGGCUUGUAGUAUCUUUCAAGAGGGGAAAUUGGGAUUCAUGAAACAUGGGGAUGAGAAAUGGACCCUUGUGGAUGACAAGAAUUUCUACUAUGAUGAUGUUAUUGUGUAUAAAGGUCAGUUUUAUGUUACUGAUAGAUGGGGAACUAUUUCAUGGGUUGAUAUCUCUUGCUUGAAGUUGAUACAGUUUUCCCCUCCCUUGUGUGGAUUUGGGAACAAGAAGCAUUUGGUGGAGUCAUGUGGGGUUCUUUAUGUUGUUGAUAGAUACUAUGACAGUGAACCCUUAAGAAGAAACUAUGUUGGACGCCCUAAUAGAGAUGCUGCUGUUGAAUGUUUCAAAGUUUAUAAGUUGGAUGAAGAAUGGGGAACAUGGGUUGAUGUGAAAAACUUGGGGGAUAGAGCAUUCAUUUUGGGUAAUAGUUGUACCUUCUCUGUUUCUGCUAAUGAAUUAACUGGAUAUCAAGGGAACUGUAUCUACUUCACUGAUAUCUUUGAUGCUCGUAUGUACAACUUAGAAGAUCAUACCAUCACUACCAUUGAGUUUGAUCCGUGCCUUGAUAAGUCUUUGUGGUCUCACCCAUGGCCGAGAACUUGAGGGCAUAACCAGUUUAGCAUUAUUUGAGUUUAAAGUAAAAAGCAUACGAAGAAGGACACCUCUCCCUGAAGAAAGGAAGAGUGCAGACACAUUACUAAUUGGCAUAAAAUUGAAGAGUUGAUCUUGUUAUAGAAAAUCGCUAUGCUUGCUGAGUAAUUAUUGGUCCAUUUGCAAGUUGGUUGAGAUGCAAAAACUUGACUCACUGGAUUGUGUUUGUUCUCCAUGAUCUGUCCAUUUCACUUUGUAUUAUGGCAAAACUCAAGAACAUUUUAGUGAUAAUAGUUGUACUUCCAGUAGGUAUAUAAUUAGAUUUUGUUGUCUAGUUUGUGGAAGGUAGCAUAUGUACAUUAUUAGCGUGGUACCUUUCUACAUGUUCUCUUGCUACAAUCAAGUAUGUUUCUGUCUUGAUUCAUAAUCAGCUG
Molecule: messenger RNA, 1821 nt
Organism: Gastrolobium bilobum
Lineage: Eukaryota; Viridiplantae; Streptophyta; Magnoliopsida; Fabales; Fabaceae
Product: F-box protein At2g26160-like
Exons: 2
Coding region: 278-1399 (373 amino acids)
Source: RefSeq, a predicted model, not a curated record